AUGGAGAGAGACGUGGCAAUUCAAUUGGGAAUCCUGAUCUUGACCGUGGCCAUCUUCUACGUCCUUCACACCCUCCCGAAGCGGGCCUUCUCAAAGCUCCGGUCCAGAGCCCGCCCCAACAACCAGGCUCACCGCCACUUCAUCCAAGGGGCCCAGCUCCUCGCCCGAGCCCGAUCUACCAAGACCAAGUCCACCUCCGUCAACCUCGCCAAAUCCGCCGUCGACGAGGCCGACAAGGCGCUCGCCCUCGACCCCCGCGAUCCGGCGGCGCACAUCCUCAAGGCCAUGGCAGAAACCCUCAUGGGCCGCAAGGCUUCCGCGCUCAAGUCGCUCGAUGUGGCGCUCUCGCCGCCGGCGGUGAAGAUGCUGUCGGAGAGGGAGAAGGGCGACGCCCUCAUGAGACGGGCCGACCUGCUCAUCGGCCUGAACCGGAAACGUCGGGUCGAUUCGGCCAUUGCGGAUUUGGUCGAAGCGGUCGGCCUCAGCCCGGAUAACUCUCGGGCUUUCUGCUUGUUGGGCCAUUGUUACCAAAUUAAGGAGAUGAGAGGGGAGGCCCAGACUGCUUUCCAGAAGGCGCUACAACUGGAGCCCGAUUUGAAGGAGGCCCAUGAUGGCUUGGCACGAUUGGCCUCUUAA
Molecule: messenger RNA, 636 nt
Organism: Salvia miltiorrhiza (redroot sage)
Lineage: Eukaryota; Viridiplantae; Streptophyta; Magnoliopsida; Lamiales; Lamiaceae
Exons: 1
Coding region: 1-636 (211 amino acids)
Molecular function (GO): protein binding
Source: RefSeq, a predicted model, not a curated record